CCCUCAUGCCCUUGUGGUGUUAAUGGGUGUGUCCAGCAGGAUGCUGAGUCUCUAUAACCUUGCAGUGAGAGGUCUCCAGAUGCAGUCCUGAGAUCUCUCACUGGAGAAUAAAGCAGCAGCAGUAUACAGGAUUUUAUAUGGCUACCUUGUCCUCAUACUUUGUGGAGGAAACCAAUUAUAUGAGAGACAGAGAGGACGAGGAGGACGAGGAGGACGAGGACGAGGUGGAGGAUGAGGAGGAGGAAGAUAGGAACGAAGAGGAAAAAGAAGAGGAAAAAGAUGAAUCGGCUGUCCAGAAGCAGCAAAGACCAGCCUGGGCUCCGUCUUUCUUCUACAGACUGGAUAAACAGGUGUACAAUUACGUCGGACAGGAGAUCAUCAUAGAAGAGGCCCUUGACUCCUUUGCGGGCAUGAUAUGGCCAGCAGCACUGGCUCUCUGUCACUACCUGGACACUCAUCGAGACCACCUGAGUCUUGUGGACAAGGCAGUCCUGGAGAUCGGGGCAGGAACUGGCCUUGUGUCUGUCGUAGCAGCACUCCUUGGUGCGUGGGUGACAGCAACAGACCUUCCAGUGGUCCUGAGCAACCUGAGAGUCAACCUGUCCAGGAACACCAGAGGACGGUGCAGGCACACACCACAGGUAGCAGCGCUGUCCUGGGGCUACGACCUGGAGCGCAGCUACCCUACAUCCGUGUAUCACUACGACUACGUGCUGGCAGCCGAUGUGGUCUAUCAUCACGACUUCCUGGACGAGCUCCUGGUCACCAUGAAGCAUUUCUGCACACCGGGAACAACUCUGAUCUGGGCCAACAAGGUCCGGUUUGAGACUGAUCUGACUUUCACUGAGAACUUUAAGAAGGCUUUCCACACAAGCGUGCUGGCUGAAGAUGGAGAGAUGAAGAUCUUCAUGGCAACGUGUAGAGAAGAGGAGGGUGAUGGUGACAUGGGAGUGGAAAUCCAAGAUCUGCUUAGUGACGAGGAGGAAGAAAAGAGGCAGGAUGAUGAGGAUGAGAAGGGUCAGAGCCUGAAGGAGAGGAUGACAAGGAAGACAAAAACAGUUCUGAUGUAA
Molecule: messenger RNA, 1070 nt
Organism: Chelmon rostratus (copperband butterflyfish)
Lineage: Eukaryota; Metazoa; Chordata; Actinopteri; Chaetodontiformes; Chaetodontidae
Product: protein-lysine methyltransferase METTL21C-like
Exons: 6
Coding region: 138-1070 (310 amino acids)
Biological process (GO): peptidyl-lysine methylation
Cellular component (GO): cytoplasm; cytosol
Molecular function (GO): protein-lysine N-methyltransferase activity
Source: RefSeq, a predicted model, not a curated record